AUGGGAAGUAGACGAAGGUUAGAAAUUCCUAUUUUCAAAGGAGAGGACACAUAUGGGUGGUACGUUCGGGUUGAGAGAUAUUUUAACCUAAACGGGGUAAGGGUGCGUGACAAGUUAGAUGCAGUUGUACUAGCCAUGGAAGACAAAGCUCUGAACUGCUCCUUUAAGAAGGGAGGAGAUGAUUAUGCUGGAUUCCAUUUUUUGAAUGGAUUAAAAGAAGAGAUUCAAGCUGAGCUCAAACUCCAUGAAAGUCAAAGCCUAGCUGAAUUAAUGGACAGGGCAUUGUCAAUUGAGGAGAAUAAUGAAGUGCUUCAUAAGAAGGGUCGCUCUUGGAGAGAUAGAGGAGGACCUUUGAGGAUUAGAGACCUUGCAGAAUUUGGGGGAUCGAAGAAGGAAGGAGAAAAAGUCAGUGUGGAGGAUAUGAAAAAUACAAGGAUAUGA
Vicia faba (fava bean) is the source of this 441-nucleotide messenger RNA. NCBI's taxonomy places the organism in Eukaryota, Viridiplantae, Streptophyta, Magnoliopsida, Fabales, Fabaceae. The record is from the annotation of a GenBank genome assembly.